CGGGCAACAGCCGUUGAGUUGAGUCCUGAGCGAGCGACAGGCAGGAGCCCGUGAACAGCUCAACUUUUAAUGUAUGCGAGCCGAGUCGGGCCAGUGUGUGUAGCUACGGGCGCACUGUUUUCGUCCGCUUUAUGCAUCCUCCUGCUCGGCUUAGCUUAACAACGGCUCGCUGUUUUCUCACCGGUUCGGUAGCUAAUCUGGUUUUGGCACAAAAAGCGGCUGUGUGUCAGUCUCUUUUAUGUGUCCAGCCCUCCUACGACUCCCAACACAUAACCGGCCUUGACUGAGUGAUUGAGUGAGUGACUGCAUGGACCGGACUGAACAUGAAGAGCCUUAAAGCCAAGUUUAGAAAAACUGAUGUCAACGAGUGGAACAAGAAUGACGAGCGUCUCCUUGCUGCAGUGGAGCAUGGCGAGGUGGAGAAGGUGGCGUCACUUCUCGCCAAGAAAGGCGCCAGUGCUGUAAAACUGGACAGCGAGGGCAAGUCAGCUCUUCAUGUAGCAGCUGCACGCGGUCAGACAGACUGCCUUGCUGUCAUCUUGGCCCACGGAGCUGAUCUGUCAGUCACUGAUGCUGCAGGUUUUAAUCCAUUACACCUGGCUGCCAAAAACAAUCACAUCGAGUGCUGCAAAAAACUCAUUCAGAGUAAAUGUCCUAUCGAUGCUGUAGACAGCUCAGGAAAGACUGCCCUGCAUCACGCUGCUGCCAGCGGGAACAUCCAGACAGUCCAACUGCUGUGUGAACUCAAAUGUCCCAUCAACCUGAAAGAUGCAGAUGGACUCACCUCCUUCCUGCUGUCAGCCAAAAACGGUCACGCUGAAGUUUGUAGCAUUCUGCUGGACUGCGGUGCUGAAAUCAACGCUUCUGACAACAAUGGCAGGACAUCCUUGAUGCUGGCCAGCGAGUCCAACAGAGUGUCUGUUGUUGAACUCUUGGUUCACCGAGGAGCAGAUCUGUCAGCUGUAGAUUCACAAGGCCACGAUGUCGUGUACUACGCCAAGCUGUCAGGCAGCCCAGAUGUCAGAACUGCCCUCACAGCUGCCCUGAACAGACAGCAGAUUUCAGAUACAAAAUCUCCUAGAAGUCCUCAGCAUGAUCAAGUAGCUAAACUAAGUGAUGAAAGGAUCACAACUCCCAAAAAACGAAAAGCACCUCCGCCUCCUAUUAGCCCACUGCAGAGCUCUGGACCCUCCUCUCCUUCACUCAUUACCUCCAUUGGGACCCCUGUAUCUGGCAAAAGUGACACUCCCAAGAGAUUCAACUACAAGGAGGAUGAGGUUAGAGGAACAGCGCUGAGAGAGGAGGUUGAGAAACUCCAUGAGGAGAGAAACAUGUUGCUGGAAACGAUCGAAGACCUGAAGCAGACAGUGGAGCAGACGGUGACUGGUUCUGAGUCGGAUACAAAGGUUGAGCAGAAUUUUACGGCAUCUGCAGCUCUGGUUUCUGCUCUGCAAGCCAAGAUAACUGCUCUUACUUUGGAGAAGCAGCAGCUUGCAAGCAAACUUAAGAAACAAACAUCACUCCAAGGAAACGAGGACCUGAAGGAGACCAGUCGUCCAAACAGCAUGGCCUCCAACUCCUCCUUCCACUCCACCCAGGAUGAGUUUGAGUCACAGCCACAAGUCCCUUCCAUUGCCCGAGUGGAAAGGGAAGAUGGUUCACUAGGUGUUUCUGUCAGAGGGGAGGAGGAAGAGAGUGAGGGGGGAAGAGGAGGGAGCAAAGAGGAGAUCACACUGCUGAGACAGGCACUUGAGAGCGUCCAGAUAAAACUGCUCGAAACCAGGAAGGAAAACCGCUCACUUCACGCUCAGCUGAAACCUGAGACAGACAGAGAAAGAGAGGAGGACGAAGGAGCGAGGGAGAAGGGAAGAGAGGAAGAGUUGAUGGGGAGUCUAGCAGAGCUGCAGGCGAAGCUGACCGACACUCAGGAGAGGUACCACCAAGCUUUGGAGGAAGUGGAGGAGCUGAGAGCACAGAUGGGAAGAGAAGAAGGUGAGCUAAUGGAGAAAGAGGAGGUCCAGAGAUGUAUAUCAUCCACACUUGAACAUGAAGUAAAACAGCUGAAGGCCCAGCUCCUCCAGGUGGGAACUGAGAAAGAAAAAGCAGCUCAACAAAUCAGACUGCUAGAGGAGGCUCUGAGGAGGGCAGAGGAGGAAAGACGGAGCAUAAAGGAGAAAGAACAGAGGACUGCACAGAUUGAGGAGCUGCACAAGGAGGCACAGGAGGAGAUUAGGAUGCUCCAGGAGGCUCUGAGGGGUACAGUACCUGUUGAAGCUGCAGCCAAAGACUUUGAAGAAAUGAAGGCUGAGCUAAAUGAGGUAAUUGCUGGGCUGCAGCGCCGCCUGCUGGAACUCUCACACUCCUACAGUGAAACCAAGAGUCAGCUAAGUGCUGCUCAGAAACAGCUGGCUGAGGCCCAAGCUGAGAGCAGCGCGCCGUCAUCUCCUUCUUCAGAACAACAGCAGCAGCAAGUCCAGGUGCUGAACAGCAGGGUGGAGGAGCUGCAGAGUUUGCUGGCUGACACAGAGAAGAAGUACUCUGCUGCACAGGAGGAGAUCUCGGUGUUGAGGCAGGAGGCAGAAGCUCAGGCACAGAGCUCUGUGGCCCUCGCCGAUCACACACAGGUGAUGUCGUCCCUGGGAAAUGCCAUCAAAGAGUUGGAAAGCCAGACAGAAGCCCUGAAAGAGCAGCUACACCAGAAGACCUUGCAAGUGGAAGCUCUUCAGAACAGAGUGACAGCAGAAAAAGAUGCCACCCCAGAUGAUUCAGUGUCCCGUCUGGAACAUGAGACUGUACGAGAGCAACUGGAGGGUGAGGUGAACCACCUGACGCAGCUCCUCCAGGAGGCCCUUAGGAAGCAGGAUGAGAUGGCUCUGGAGGCUGCGGAUGCCUGGCAAAAGGCACGGGAGAAUCGUGCAGAGAGGGAAGCUCUGCAGGAGCUGGUGAUGUCGAGGGAGAAGGAGAAUCAGACGCUGUCCUCCAGACUGGCUGAGUCCCAGGAUGCCGUGUGUCAGCUCAAACAGCUGGUGGAGAACCACGUUGCCUCUGAGAGAGAAAAGAACAAGAGGAUAGAUGACCUGUCACGGGAGGUGGGGAAGCUAAAGGAUGCCUUAAACAGCCUAUCACAGCUCUCUUACAGCUCUGGUUCCCCUUCCAAGAGACAGCAGCAAAACCAGCAGCUGGAGACGAUGCAGCAACAAAUCAAACAACUGCAGUACCAGCUGGCUGAGUCAAAGAAGCAGCACCAUGACAUAGUGUCAGUCUACAGGAUGCACCUCCUCUAUGCUGUCCAGGGCCAGAUGGACGAGGACGUCCAAAAAGCCUUGAAGCAGAUCCUGAUGAUGUGCAAGAUGCCAAGCCAAGCCAAGGAAGCCUGCUGAGACACACAGGGCCUGGUUUCCCAAAAGCAUGUUGUGACUUAAGUUAAGGUGAACUGCUGCUGUCAGCUGCAUCUGUCACCACAUGCACUCCCAUCCCAGUUCACACCCUUCUUGUGCUGAUUACAAGCAAGGCCAACACAUGGUGCCUCUGGAUAAACCUUGAGUAUUUGUAAAUGAGGAACAGGUUUACAAUCAUACGUUCACUGCCUUUGCUUUUGUCAUUUUGACCCAUAAAGAUCUAAAGGUCAUCAAUCUUAUGAUAGAAGAUGUUUUUGGGAAACUGCAGCCCAGCAUACUGUACAUCAGCCAACUGACCAUUCAAAUGAACAGAGUAGGUGGUUAUCUCCUGUGUACCAGCCAAACGUAAACUAUGUGCACGUAAAAACACUACACUGAAAAUGUGCAGUUACCUGCACACUCAUCAGUUCGAGUUUGAUGUGGUUUGUUUCUGUUACAACGUUCGCUUAGAAAAAGAGACGACUCAGUUGGCGCUGCUGUUGUUAGUAUCUAUUUUACGAUACAGUGUUACUUUUAUUUUACUUGUCUAAAUGUUUCAUGGUUGUCCACAAUUUCCUGAUACCAUCUAAAUUAUUUUGUGCCCCUGAUAACAAUGCAUGGGACUUUUCUCAGCGCCAGCCUAAAUCACACAAGAGAUGUUUUUUGGCCUCACUUCUAUGAAGAAAAGCAUGAUACUGUUUGUAUUGCUAUUUUCCUAUUAGCACAAACAUUUAUAAAAAUGUAUUUUACUGAACCGUAUUAUUUUGUCAUGUUUUCUAAGUUGCUGUACUUAAACGAAGAGUUUUGAUAGCUGUAUUUUUGAUGGCCUUGUUUUGUGUCCGUGUGUGUUUUAUCUGAAUGAGAAGCUUUUUCCUCCAAUAUAACAACGCACUAUUUGAUGUAGUGACACCAGAAUUAGUUUUAUUUUCCUGUUUGUAUUCAUAUUUUACAUAUAAGGGGUUUAGUGUAAUUGUUUACUGUAAUCAAAAAAAAAAAAUUCAGUUGUAACCAAUACCUAACAGUAUGGGCUCAAUAUUUUUGUCUUAAUGACUCAGAGGAAAGUUAGGAGGCAAGAUUUUUAGUUCUUACAUUUCCUCCUCUCUUGUUUAAUCUUUCAUUUUGUUCUAAAGUCUUUUGGUCUUUUCUUACUUGAAAAGCAUGCACAAUGUGUCGGCUGAAAGCAAAAUGUUGAGUUUAGCAUAAAACAUUUGAUCUGUUUCGAGUCACGUGCCUGCGUUUAAUAAUCCGACAGUAUUUUUGCGUUUUUGCAGAAUGAAUUACCGUCAAUAUCAAUAAAUCUCAAUUGUUACAGAAGCUAAUUUCAUCACAGUUCCUCAUCUUAUACAUUUUUACAGUUUUUUAGCCUUCUCUUUCAGUAUUCCAUUGUAGGUACGGACUGUACAGAGUUUGUGAAUACGUUUCAAAUGCAUUUCUUUGAGCAUGUUGUCUAGAGGCUUCUGAACUGUUUUCACAUCACACUCCUUUGCCUUAGUCCUGUACUUAGAGCCUUACACCCUUAGAUGUCACCUUUCUACCAGUUUUUGAGACUAUUCAAAAUGCACACAACACUAACACUGCUUAACUAGAGUGAGAUGAAAUGAAUCUGGAUCUGACUCACUGGAGAUAGUCCCACCCUCGUUUCUCACCCAGGGAACAUUUUUUUUUAACUGAAUAUAAUUUACACGUGACUGAGAUUUGUUAGUAGUGUCUUUGCAUGUUUAUCAAACAUCUCUCUCCAGGCCUUGACUGAAAUCUUUUGUACAAAGAAAGGGAAAAGAAAGAAACAACUGUUUUGUAGUGACAUGAAAAAAAAAGCUUUUGCCAAUUGCUUUUUUGCCCACAUUAAUAAAUUUCAAGAUACUGUA
Toxotes jaculatrix (banded archerfish) is the source of this 5242-nucleotide messenger RNA. RefSeq names its product retinoic acid induced 14 (gene rai14). The record is from RefSeq and is a predicted model, not a curated record. The coding region runs from base 324 to 3380 and encodes 1018 amino acids. NCBI's taxonomy places the organism in Eukaryota, Metazoa, Chordata, Actinopteri, Toxotidae. The transcript has 21 exons. Gene Ontology annotation, molecular function: actin binding.